This is a messenger RNA of Chinchilla lanigera (long-tailed chinchilla), 1129 nucleotides long. RefSeq names its product centrosomal protein 19kDa (gene Cep19). Gene Ontology annotation, cellular component: centriole; centrosome; spindle pole. Gene Ontology annotation, biological process: trans-Golgi to periciliary membrane compartment transport; microtubule anchoring at centrosome. NCBI's taxonomy places the organism in Eukaryota, Metazoa, Chordata, Mammalia, Rodentia, Chinchillidae. The transcript has 3 exons. The coding region runs from base 418 to 903 and encodes 161 amino acids. The record is from RefSeq and is a predicted model, not a curated record.
GCUAUUUCCACAGCUCCAGCCCCUCAGUGUGCUCUUGCGCCAAGCGGCGCAAGCGACGUGACGCACUUCCGGGGUGUUGCUAUGGGAACGGCAGGGCACGCCCCCUCUGUAACUUUGCGGGGCUAGUAGCACCGGAAGACGGUUUGCAGCUGUCCCUGCGAUCUCCUCCUCUACCGCCGGGUGCUCCACCCCACCUUCACGUCAGCGGGCUGUGACUGUCGCCUCUGGCGUCAAAAUCAAUUUAAAUGCUCCUCUGUGCAAUGCGGUUGAGUGGAAAUAACGCUUUCUUGGAGAUUUAGACGUUGGCCUGCAGGAGAAGAUGCACUUUCUGGGUUUGUGUAAGGCAGGAAAUUACUAUGCGGCUGACACAUUUGCAUCAGAUUUCCUGUGAUUUAUACCGAAAUAUAUGUGAGAACGAUGUGCACUGCCAAGAAAUGUGGAAUCAGAUUCCAGCCUCCAGCUAUUAUUUUAAUUUAUGAGAAUGAAGUCAAGGGGAAGAAUCGCCAGCGCAUCAUGCCAGUCCGAAACUUUUCCAAGUUCUCAGACUGCACCAGAGCUGCUGAACAAUUAAAGAAUAAUCCGCGCCACAAGAGUUACCUGGAGGAGGUAUCCCCAAAGCAGCUGGAGAAGCUGUUCACUCUUUUACAAGGUCACUUGUGUGGACAGAGCCUGGCGGCAACGAUGGAGCAAAUUCAGCGGGAAACAGCCAUCGAUCCUGAGGAAGACAUGAACAAAUUAGAUGACAAGGAGCUUGCCAAAAGGAAGAGCAUCAUGGAUGAACUCUUUGAGAAAAAUCAGAAGAAGAAGGAUGAUCCAGAUUUUGUGUAUGACAUCGAGGUUGAGUUCGCACAGGAUGAGCUGCAGUCCUGCGGCUGGGACACAGAGUCAGCUGACGAGUUCUGACACCACACGCUCAACCAGGCCGGCAGGACGCCCAUGUGUUUACAAGCAGCAUAGACUGAUUCUAGAAAAGUCUACCAAGAACCCUAAAUGUAUAGGUUGGGUCUUCAAACCAAGACAUUUAUACCUACUAUGUAGGUGUAUAAGAAAUACAGGAAAGGGGCUGGGGAUUUAGCUCAGCGGCAAAAAGCGCCUGCCUGGCAAGCGCAAGGUCGUGAGUUCGGUUCCU